AUGACAUCUGCAGCCCUCCAGGCGCGCAACUCCCAAGCCGGCCCUCACAAGUGCGCGCGCAUCAACCCCUCGACCGGCAAGCCUUGCAACAUCGAGUUCUCCCGGCCGUACGACUUGACGCGCCACGAGGACACGAUCCACAACAACCGCAAGCAGAAGGUGCGCUGCCACUUGUGUCGCGAGGAGAAGACAUUCUCCCGCAACGACGCGCUCACCCGGCAUAUGCGUGUCGUGCACCCGGAGGUUUCGGAGAAUUUCGGCCGGAGGGGAAAGAAGGGGGAGUAG
Neohortaea acidophila is the source of this 285-nucleotide messenger RNA. RefSeq lists its product as uncharacterized. NCBI's taxonomy places the organism in Eukaryota, Fungi, Ascomycota, Dothideomycetes, Mycosphaerellales, Teratosphaeriaceae. The coding region runs from base 1 to 285 and encodes 94 amino acids. The transcript has a single exon. Gene Ontology annotation, biological process: regulation of transcription by RNA polymerase II. Gene Ontology annotation, cellular component: nucleus. The record is from RefSeq and is a predicted model, not a curated record.